Messenger RNA from Dacryopinax primogenitus, 732 nucleotides. RefSeq names its product RWD-domain-containing protein. The coding region runs from base 1 to 732 and encodes 243 amino acids. NCBI's taxonomy places the organism in Eukaryota, Fungi, Basidiomycota, Dacrymycetes, Dacrymycetales, Dacrymycetaceae. Gene Ontology annotation, biological process: cytoplasmic translation. The record is from RefSeq and is a predicted model, not a curated record. The transcript has 6 exons. Gene Ontology annotation, molecular function: protein binding.
AUGUCCCAAACAUUACAAGAAGAGUUCGAAGUCCUAGAGAGUAUCUUCCCUGAGGAAUUAGAGCGAAUAUCACAGACAGAGCUGAAGAUACGUGUCGAGCCUGAUGCUUCUGUUUCUUCAGAUCCCCCAGUCGUCCUGUCACUGCAUGUCUCCUACCCGCCUAUAUACCCCUCCGAGAUACCCAAGAUGCAGCUGGAGGAGAUCGAGGGUGAGCUGACAGAGUUGGAAAGGGACGUCCUUCUCAGCGGACUGCGAUUAGUGGGAGAGGACAGUUUGGGGAUGGCGAUGGUCUUCACGCUCGUGACACAUCUGCAGAGUGCGAUGUCCGCGCUCCUGCAAGGGCGAGAAGAAGACAUCCGAGCUGCGGAAGAGGAGAAAGCGCGACUCGAUGCCGAGGCUGAGGCGAAUCGGAAUAAGGGGACGGCGGUGACUGCAGAGUCGUUUGCGAGGUGGAAGGAAGGGUUCAAUGCUGAGGUGAGGAAGAGGACGGAGAAGGAGGAAGAGGAGAAGAUGAGGGGUAUGACGCCGAAGGAGAGGGACGAGUUUAAGAGGAGUAAGACGAAGCUUACUGGUAGACAGCUGUUCGAGCGCGACAGGAAUUUGGGAAAGGAAGAAGAUGCGCUGGGAGAGGAAGGCGCGGAGAGUGUGGAUAUCAGCAAAUACGACAGGACAGAGCCGCGCGAGGAAGAGGAGGAAGAGGAAGUUGGCAUCGAGUUCGAGGACAGCGACUGA